AUGGGGGCCUAUCGUUACAUGGAGGAACUCUACAGGAAGAAGCAGAGCGAUGUGAUGCGAUACUUGCAGCGUAUUCGCGUUUGGCAAUACCGUCAACUAGCCAAGCUGCAUCGCUCACCCAGACCAACUCGUCCGGAUAAGGCCAGGCGUCUGGGAUACCGUGCCAAGCCAGGGUUCGUGAUCUACAGAAUCCGUGUUCGCCGUGGUGGUCGCAAGCGUCCAGUGCCAAAAGGAUGCACUUAUGGAAAACCGAAGAGUCAUGGAGUGAAUCAACUGAAGUCGUAUCGUGGCUUGCAGUCUAUUGCUGAGGAACGUGUUGGUCGUAGGCUGGGUGGCCUCAGAGUUCUGAACUCCUAUUGGAUUGCUCAAGAUGCUGCUUACAAGUUUUAUGAGGUAAUCUUGAUUGACGCUCAUCACCGUGCCAUUCGCCGUGAUCCGAAAAUCAACUGGAUUCACAAGCAUCGCGAAUUGCGUGGUCUUACUUCAACUGGAAAAAGUAGCCGUGGCAUUGGCAAGGGAUACAGAUAUUCUAAGACUUUGGGUGGAUCUAGGCGUGCUGCCUGGAAGCGCAAGAACCGUGAGCAAGUGCCCAGAAAACGAUAAUUUGGAAAGCCUACUAUCUACUAACGGUUGAAUAAAGCAUUUCAAGCCUUAUAAUUCUUCAAUUAAACUCAAAUAUCUAAAGUCCUUUCAAGUUCUGGUAGUUAUAGAGCUAAAGAAUCC
Drosophila suzukii is the source of this 723-nucleotide messenger RNA. RefSeq names its product large ribosomal subunit protein eL15. Gene Ontology annotation, biological process: cytoplasmic translation. NCBI's taxonomy places the organism in Eukaryota, Metazoa, Arthropoda, Insecta, Diptera, Drosophilidae. Gene Ontology annotation, cellular component: ribosome; cytosolic large ribosomal subunit. The record is from RefSeq and is a predicted model, not a curated record. Gene Ontology annotation, molecular function: structural constituent of ribosome; RNA binding.